Molecule: messenger RNA, 1373 nt
Organism: Brachypodium distachyon (stiff brome)
Lineage: Eukaryota; Viridiplantae; Streptophyta; Magnoliopsida; Poales; Poaceae
Product: glutamate formimidoyltransferase
Exons: 3
Coding region: 343-1245 (300 amino acids)
Molecular function (GO): folic acid binding; transferase activity
Source: RefSeq, a predicted model, not a curated record
GACCGGUACGAAACAUAGCAUGCAAUGCGGUGGUUUUUUUUUAAUUUACUCUUUUCAAUUUCCUGAUCUACUUCCAGGACGUAUCCAGCAGCCGCGGGGACUCCGACAGCCGUUGCCCGUUGGUCAUCUCGUCCCCCUUCUCCACCUGCUCGGCGCAUGGAGGUAGGACGGCCGCUGCUACCUUCGCCAGGUUCUCCUCGCCGAGCGUCCCCAGGCUGAGACGACGGACGCUUCUUCUCUUCAAUUCUGUCCACAAGGCACAAGCUCAUCUCCUCGACUUCUUUCCUUUCCUUGUGCUACGGAAAUUAGUUUUCCUCUUGUUCUUGGAAGCUGCACACGAGGAUGCUGAGGCCGAUGCUGGCGUGCUGCAAGCUCUACGUCUCGGAGAGCCGGAGCGCGGCGGCGCUGCGGGCCGUGGAGCAGGCCGCGCGGCGGCACCACCCGGCCGUCGUCCUCGUCAACCGCUUCGCCGACGACGCCUACAACCGGGUCGGCUACACGCUCGUCGCCGACGCCUCCUCUCCGCUGCGUCGCGCCGUGGUCGGCAUGGUCGGCGCCGCGCUGGACGCCAUCGAUCUCCGCUCCCACGCCGGCGCGCACCCGCGCCUCGGCGCCGUCGACCACGUCUGCUUCCACCCCCUCGACGCCGCCGCCUCCUCCCUCCGCCUGGUCGCCGACCUCGCCGCCGCCGCCGCCGCCGACAUCGGGGACAAUCUCCAAGUCCCCACGUACCUGUACGGCGCGGCGCACCGGGAAGGCCGGACGCUGGCGGCCAUCAGAAGGCAGCUCGGCUACUUCCACUCCCCACGCGACGGUCAAUGGCGCGGGGUGCCACUGUCCGCCGAGCUUCCCGUGGCGCCGGACGCCGGCCCGGGCACGCCGUCGGCGUCCAAGGGCGUGCUGGUCAUGGGGGCGACGGGGUGGGUGGACAACUACAACGUGCCGGCGCGCACCGGCGACGUGGAGGCCGUCCGGCGGUUGGCGCGCCGCAUCAGCGAGCGCGGCGGCGGGCUCCCGUCCGUCCAGGCCAUGGGGCUCGCGCACGGCAAUGGCGCCGCGGAGGUGGCGUGUAACCUGCUGGAUCCGGGGAGGGUGGGAGCAGAGGAAGUGCAGAGCAUGGUGGAGCGGCUCGCCGAGGAAGAAGGGUUCGCUGUUGGGAAAGGAUAUUUCACGGAUUUCUCCCGGCACAAGAUCAUCGAGAUGUACUACUCUUUGCACAAGGCUCGAGAUCAAGAUCAGGCUUAAGGACGAUUUUCUCCUUAAAAACAUAAUUGUUGACUAAUCGAUCUUAUAUUUAAUCAUACUGUUCAUGAUACCGUCCAGCGGCGGACCCAAGAACGAAUAAAGCAGGGGGCUAAUUUUAACGCCUAAAA